UUAAUCCAUAUAGAAAAAAACUUGGCACGGGAUUAGAUCGAGUGUAGACUUGUACAUAGUACCUGACAUUUAAUUACAUAUCUAUAUCAUAUCUCUAUUUAUAAGAUCGGAUAUGUAUACCCGAAUAUUGUGAUAUUUAUUUUGAAAUGUUUUGAUUUGUUUAUUUAUUUAUUCAUGUGUUUAUUUGUUUAUGUUUGUGUUUAAAACUACAAUAUGGGUGCAUUAAAAUCGAAAUUCAAAGGAUCUAAAUCUAAAUCUAACAAAAAGGCGAACACGAAGAUUCAUUUACCAGAAUCAAGUUCAGCUAAGAAAACUGUUGAUCCGAGGUUGCCAUUCCAGACAUACAGGCAGAUAUUCAGUCUGAGAAAUGCAUGGAAAGCGGUGACCCGUUCUAUGGAGGAAACUGCGAAAGAAAACCUUAUGAGAUUUUUAAAGAAACAUCAACAAUAUGCAGAAUAUUUUCCAUCUUACGAUACUAAUAAAAGUGAAGAAGACAUUAAGGACAGUUUCGAAUUUGAAAACGAUGCAAUGGAAAUAUUUGGACUAUUUGACGAUGUUGUAAAUAAUUUAGAGGAAGUUGACAAAGCAUUGGUAGAAAUCAGUCAUGUUUUCUCGACAAAUGAGAAAAUAUCCGAACUACUGAAGGAUAUGGAUCCGACCUUUAUGGGAUUAUUAUCAGAGAUUUUGGGAGAUCGUUUUACAGAAACUACAGAAGAAAACUUCCGUUUACUUUAUGACUUCGUUUUGACAGAAGGCGAAAAAUGUAUAGGCGGCAAAAGUUAAUGAACAUCUGAAGAGUAAUAAAUCUACGUAAAACAUUAUAAAACUCUGAUAAACCGAACAUACAGAAUCGGACAACAGUCAAAGUUCCAUCCCAUAUCUAUAAGAAAAUAGCCAUUAUUCGGUGUUACCAUUAUAUACCUCUACUGAGUGCAUAUUAUGAAGAACUGUGUUCUAUUUCUAAUUAUUUGUCUUAAACAGAUAUUCUGGAGCUUCUGGUAAAAAUAUUACUGGUUUUUAUAUCACAGGCACUUGUCUCUGAAAAA
This is a messenger RNA of Mytilus californianus (California mussel), 1046 nucleotides long. Its product is annotated as hemoglobin subunit alpha-D-like. Gene Ontology annotation, molecular function: heme binding; oxygen binding. The record is from RefSeq and is a predicted model, not a curated record. The transcript is spliced from 3 exons. The coding region runs from base 214 to 783 and encodes 189 amino acids. Lineage: Eukaryota; Metazoa; Mollusca; Bivalvia; Mytilida; Mytilidae.